Hirsutella rhossiliensis is the source of this 414-nucleotide messenger RNA. RefSeq lists its product as uncharacterized. The transcript has 6 exons. Bases 1 to 414 code for a protein of 137 amino acids. Gene Ontology annotation, molecular function: protein heterodimerization activity; structural constituent of chromatin; DNA binding. NCBI's taxonomy places the organism in Eukaryota, Fungi, Ascomycota, Sordariomycetes, Hypocreales, Ophiocordycipitaceae. The record is from RefSeq and is a predicted model, not a curated record. Gene Ontology annotation, biological process: nucleosome assembly.
AUGCCGAGCAAGAGUUCCCGAGGAGGUCCCGCGGGCGCGCGAGGGAUCGUGGCAAAGGCGCCCGGACAAGGCAAACUGUCGGGCAAAACCAUCCUGGGCGGCAGCCGGCGUCAUCGCAAGAUUCUGCGAGACAGCAUACAGGGAAUCACCAAGCCUGCCAUCCGGCGUAUGGCCCGACGCGGCGGCGUCAAGCGUAUCUCGGCGGGGAUAUACCCCGAAAUUCGCCUGGCCCUGAGAGAUCGCCUCGAGACGAUCUUGCGCACCUGCACCAUUUAUGUGGAGCACCGCGGCGCAAAGACCAUCACAACCACCGACGUACUUUACAGCUUGCGCAAACUGGGGAGGCCUAUCUACGGAUUCGACCCGGACACUUACGAUGGUCGCAAAAAGGCCCGUCGCGGCACGACAAAGUAG